UCAUCAACCUCUUUUUACAUCAGUCUGAUGUUGCUACUUCCUUUCAACCUCUUUCCUCAGACGGUACUACCUUCAACAAGCUCUUUUUAGAGGUUAGCUAAUUUUCUCUUCAAGAGAUUACUAACGUGACAGUUUUCCCUCCAAAACUCGACUGGCCUAAGAAUGGACGUUUUCUGCCCAACCCAAACCUUCUGUGCCUCUUCUCCUGAGGCUCUGGAGUUUGGUCAUUCAGGAGAACUAGCCGGAUCUGAGGAAGAUGAACACAUUCGAGCUCCUGGGGGCCUCCACCAGCCUGGCCAUUGUCUUCAAUGGGCCUGCAAAGCCUGCAAGCGCAAAGCCAGCAGCGUAGACCGUCGCAGAGCAGCCACCAUGCGGGAGAGACGCAGGCUGAAGAAGGUCAACCAUGCCUUUGAGGCACUCAGAAGGUGCACCUCAGCUAACCCCAGUCAACGGCUGCCCAAGGUGGAAAUCCUGAGGAACGCCAUCCAGUACAUCGAGAGCCUGCAGGAGCUGCUGAGGGAGCAAGUGGAGGAAUACUACAGCCUGCCCACAGAGAGCAGCUCUGAACCACCCAGUCCAUCAUCCACAUGCUCUGACAGCAUGACCGACUGCAGCAGCCCUGUCUGGUCUCAGAUGAAUAUAAUACCCAGCAGCUCGUACAGCUACAACGUCCAAAGCAUUAGUGGGGUGGAGAGGGCUGUCGGAGCGUCCAGUCUGCAGUGUUUGUCCAGUAUUGUGGACAGACUUUCCUCAGUGGACACUGGGAUUGCUGCUGGAAUGAGGAACAUGGAGGCCCUUUCACCAACACACAGCGAUUCCCAGUCCAGCGCUCCAGACAGUCCAGGCAACAGACCCAUCUACCACAUCCUGUGAGACGGAGAACAAGAGAAAGAGAGAAAGAGAGAAAGAGAGAGACACUCCAGGAACCUAACAAUCACCAUGCGAAUAUAAAAUGUUGACAUUUAUGUACACCAUUCUCAUGGCUGUGGCUGUUGUAUAAUCUACAUAAAAUCUUUUAUGUAGGAGAAUCUCAGUAAAAUAUAUAUAUUUUUUCUGGCUAAGUAAAAGGCAAACUCAUAUGCAAAUGUUUGGG
Molecule: messenger RNA, 1093 nt
Organism: Pygocentrus nattereri (red-bellied piranha)
Lineage: Eukaryota; Metazoa; Chordata; Actinopteri; Characiformes; Serrasalmidae
Gene: myf5
Product: myogenic factor 5
Exons: 3
Coding region: 163-873 (236 amino acids)
Biological process (GO): muscle organ development; regulation of transcription by RNA polymerase II; positive regulation of myoblast differentiation
Molecular function (GO): protein dimerization activity; DNA-binding transcription factor activity, RNA polymerase II-specific; RNA polymerase II cis-regulatory region sequence-specific DNA binding
Source: RefSeq, a predicted model, not a curated record